AAAUAAAAUUCAAUAUGCCAAUGUCAUUCAUGGAAUCAACAUUUUUAUUCGUUAUCAGUGGUGUAUUAUCAUCAUUAGUUAUAACAAAUGCAUAUUAUCAAAAACAACAAUUCUAUCCAUCUGUGGUCUAUAUAACCAAAUCGAAUGCAUCGAUGGGUAUAAUAUAUCUACAAGGUUUAAUACUUGUUAUAUUGAUUGGUAAAUUGAUUGGUAAAAUAUUUUUCGGUCAAUUACGUACGGCCGAAAUUGAACAUCUUAUCGAACGUUCAUGGUAUGCUGUUACCGAAACUUGUUUGGCAUUCACUGUAUUUCGUGAUGAUCUUUCACCAAAAUUUGUUGCCUUGUUUACAUUGUUAUUAUUUUUAAAAUGUUUUCAUUGGUUGGCCGAAGAUCGUGUCGAUUAUAUGGAACGUAGUCCAAAUAUAUCCGUAUUUUUUCAUAUCCGUGUUGUUUCAUUGUUAUCGAUACUUGGUGUAUUGGAUGCAAUUUUUGUCUAUAUGGCCUAUCAUAGUACACUUUCAAAAGGUGCUUCCGUACAAUUGGUAUUUGGUUUCGAGUAUGCAAUAUUAUUUGCAAUCAUAUUGAAUAUAGCAAUGAAAUAUAUUCUACAUUUUUUCGAUCUUUAUAAUGAAAAUCCAUGGGAAGAUAAGGCAAUCUAUUUACUUUAUACUGAAUUAAUAAUGGGUUUUCUAAAGAUAACUCUUUAUUUAAUAUUCAUAUUUAUAAUGAUGAAAAUACAUACAUUUCCAUUAUUUUCAAUACGGCCUAUGUAUCUGGCAAUUAGAAAUUUUAAAAAAGCAUUUAAUGAUGUUAUUAUGUCACGUCGUGCUAUACGUAAUAUGAAUGCAUAUUAUCCAAAUGCAACGGCACAAGAUAUUGAAAAUUCGGAUAAUGUUUGUAUAAUUUGUCGUGAAAAUAUGUUAGGUAAUGGUAGUUGUAAAAAAUUACCAUGUAAUCAUAUAUUUCAUAUAUCAUGUUUACGUUCAUGGUUUCAACGACAACAAACAUGUCCAACAUGUCGUAUGGAUAUUUUACGUGUUAAUCAAGAACAACAACAACAACAAGCCGGUAAUGGACAAGCAGCUGCGGCUGCUGCCAAUAAUAAUAAUAAUAAUAAUAAUCAACAACCACCGGGUAAUAAUAAUAAUUUACCACAAACACCAUUAACAAAUAACCAACAACAACAACAACAACGUCAACAACAACAACAAAUAAAUGGACAGAUACCAUUUCCGCCAUUUACACAUCCAUUAUUUUUUCAACAAUUUCAUCAAUUUUUUGGACAACAACAACAAAGACGUGAACAACAACAAUCAAAUACAAAUAAUCAACAACAACAGCAAACAACAGGAGAAAAUUCGAAUCCAGGAACAACAACAACACAACAAUCAUCAUCAUCAUCAACAACAACAACAAAUGAUGGUACAAAUAAUAAUGCUGGAACAUCAUCAUCAUCAUCAACAUCAACAACAACAACAUUACCAUCAAUAACAUCGAUACCAGCUACUGUAUUUCCAUUUUUACAAUCACCACCAUUUCCAAUGCCAUCAAUACCAUCGAUUGAUACAUUAUUACAAGGAUUUUCUGAUGAUGAAUUAAGAUAUUUAGAAGGACAAACUAGACAACAACUUGAACAACGUAUAAAAUGUUUAAUGGAUGUUAAAACAUUAAUUACAGCUGCAAUGAUACGAUUACAGCAAUAUAAUUGUGUAAUAUUGAAUUGUCCGAUACAGAAUUCGAUUGGUACACAGACAACAUUUGAAUCGAAUGUUGUUGAUCAACAACAAGAAUCAAAUUCCGUAUCAACGGCAAAUACAUUGAAUGAAACAAAAUCAUCCAAUGUAGUAAAUAAUUUAUCUAGUCCAUCUGCUCAAUCAACAUCAACAUCAUCAUCAUCAUCAACAUUAAGAUCUACAAUCUUUAAAAAUUCUCAUCAUAUUGGUGGUGAUAAUCCUGAUAAUAAUGAUAAUGAUCAAGAUGAAUUAAUAAGACAACGAAGAUUACAAAGAUUUACCAAGAAUUCAAAUCCUCAAGAUGAUGAUAAUAAUGGUGAAUGAAAAAAAAAGAAGAUAAUCAUUAAGAGAGAUAAGAAACUUCCAAAUUGUGAUUCAAGAAAAAUUAUUCGAAGUAGAAAAAAAAAAUGUUCGAAUAAUUCUUUUUUUAUAAUGUUUAUUUUUUUUCGAAACUCCAUUUUUGUUUGUUCGUUUUUUUUUUUGGUUUUUGAUAUACGAUUCUCCAAAAAUUAUUGAUUGAUCGUUUGUUUUUAUUGCAAAACAAAUGAUAAUCAUAAUCAUCAUCAUAAUUACCAUGAUUUGUUUCGUUCCAAAUUCAUGUUAUUUGAAUUUCAAGCGCAAUG
Dermatophagoides pteronyssinus (European house dust mite) is the source of this 2356-nucleotide messenger RNA. Its product is annotated as E3 ubiquitin-protein ligase synoviolin A-like. Gene Ontology annotation, cellular component: endomembrane system. The record is from RefSeq and is a predicted model, not a curated record. Gene Ontology annotation, molecular function: ubiquitin protein ligase activity. Lineage: Eukaryota; Metazoa; Arthropoda; Arachnida; Sarcoptiformes; Pyroglyphidae. Gene Ontology annotation, biological process: proteasome-mediated ubiquitin-dependent protein catabolic process; ERAD pathway.